AUGCGACUAAAUCGACACCUGGGUGAGAACAAACACUUAAUUGUCUCAUCGAAAAGCAACAAAGACCAUGACAACCAACAACCCCCAUCCAACUCCUGGAUCGAGCAUCUUCUAUUUGUUCUUCUCAUUAUCCCUUUGACGCUGAGCAUUCUUUUGGUAUACAGUGAUGCCUCCAGCUGGCAUCUUCCAGACAACCUUUAUGCUUUUGUGAAUACAUAUCGAACAUCAGUCCAGACAGCAGUCCAGAUUUUCGGUGCAAUCCUGGCAGCCAUCGAAGUCUUCGCACUCUGUCGCCUGAUCAACUUGACAACUCGCAUUCGAUUUACACAAUCUCCAGUCUCCCUGAACGUGCUUGGGUUCUGGUCAGCACUGUCCACUCCAACGAACAACUUCUGUCUACCUUUCUGGAUGAUUGUCAUCACAGUGCUUUUUGCCAAUCUGUCUGCUGUCAUAUCAGCACUAUGGACUGGUGCUUUGACACCCGCAGAUGCUAUCGGCACCCAACCCUCUUCCCUGCUCAUUCCAGAUUGGUCCAACAUAAGUUUAAUCAAAGAAUACCCAGCCCAGAUCGACAAGACAGGCUUGUCAAUUCGUGAGACAAAGGGUUACUUCAGCUACUCAGUAGGCAUGGCCUUGCUGGGCUCAUUGCUAUCUUCCAUGAACUCCGCCUCCCCAAUCAACGGCGGCGUUCGCAAUCACCCCAAAAUAGACAACACUCGAUACAAUUAUCACGGCCGGUCUUACGGAGUUGGCGCAAGUGCUGGCCUCUCCGACGAUAAUAUCGUCGCUAUACCCCACGCAAGAAACUAUACCUUCAACGAAGUUGGCCUGGACGCCUCCGUUGACUGCAUAUACAAUACCAGCUCGAACUUUGUACUCCAAGUCCUUCCACAGACCACUCUCUACGCAGCUCGCGGGCUCCUUCCCGACAGCAACCUUAGCAGUCCCGAAUACUCGGUCUACAUUGGUCGAGGCGACGAGGCAAUAGUUGCAUUAGGGGUAUCGGCGGUUCCCACCGAAUACACUGCGAAGCGUUACGUGGCCAUCACCGCAGGGAAUUACUACAAGAAUUUGAAUCAGGUCCAGUGUGCCGUCACAUUCAACCCGGCAUUAUUUAAUGUCUCUGUCGACAUCCAAGGACGGAACAUCACCGUUAGCAAAUUAACUCAAUCUGAAUUAUUAUCAGUUGGCCCGGUCCUUGAUAUCGAUCCCCAUCACAACAUAACCCACAUCGUCAUGCGACAACUCGAACUCAUCUCCAACGAUCUGACCAGUUACUAUCGCUCGACGCUUGGUGAUGCCUUUAAUGCUAGCAUUAGUGAUUACCGCACAUCCGUCGCUGGUGGGAAUCUAUCGGAGACGCAGAUCGUGAUGAAGGGAAUGGAGAACGCAGUUACAUCCUUGGUCGACGAUAUGCUGGUUGCAUAUGCGUCGGCUCAAUUGGUGGUUAGUGAAUUCAGGAAGUCGACGCCUGUCGUGGUCCAGGUCUCUGCUCUACGCGUCGGAUCGCGGGCUUAUGUUAUUGCCAGUGCGGUGAUCACGGGUUUGAUUGCGCUUCUGGUUAUCGGGGAGGGCCUUCGAAUGCGAUGGUGGAAGGAUCUUCCGUUUUUUGAUUAUCAGGAUAAUCGAGCAUUGAUUGUGGGUGCGUCUAAGGGUGGGAAGGGUGUUGCAGAGUAUGUUGAGCAGGUGAAAUGUAAGGAUCUUGGUAGGGUUCCGGUGCUUUGGAGAAAGGGCCAGGAAUCGUGGGAUCAUGGGGAAAUUGUUUUUCAACCCAUGCUAGAUGACUCGAAAGAGGAUAUUGAGGAUACAGGAUCGGAUAGGAAUUCGGUUGCUUGGAUAUGA
Molecule: messenger RNA, 1842 nt
Organism: Penicillium samsonianum
Lineage: Eukaryota; Fungi; Ascomycota; Eurotiomycetes; Eurotiales; Aspergillaceae
Exons: 1
Coding region: 1-1842 (613 amino acids)
Source: RefSeq, a predicted model, not a curated record